This is a messenger RNA of Benincasa hispida (wax gourd), 786 nucleotides long. Lineage: Eukaryota; Viridiplantae; Streptophyta; Magnoliopsida; Cucurbitales; Cucurbitaceae. The record is from RefSeq and is a predicted model, not a curated record.
UAUAUCAUAUUUAAACCAAAAUCAAAAAGGGCAUGGCGUUGACCAAAAAGGGUUUUGCUGUUGGAUCGGAUAAGCUUCGAAAAAAGAAGAGAAAAUGGCAACACCCUCCAAAUUAUACAGCGGCUGCUCUCUGUUAAUGGGGUUUUUGUUUGCUUAUUCCACAGCUGUUCAGUUUAAUGAUCCUGAUUGGUAUUUAUGGGUUCCACUUUAUGGUUGUGCUUGUGCUGUGAAUCUUCUCAAAUGGUAUGUCUCCAUAGAAGCCAUGAAACAUGUUGCUAAGGCAACAAUGGGAUUUGGAAUAUGUUUGUGGGUGAAGGUGGUAGCAGAGGAUUAUAUGAAUGGUAUUGCAGGUUUUCUCUCUCUAGAUUUAAGUGAGAGAGUGGUGAGGGAGAAAACAGGAAGUGGGUUGGUUGUGUGUUCCAUGAUUUUACAUCUGAUAGCUGCAUCAUCAUCAUCAUCAUCAUCCACAAGAAUUCACAGAACAAGUAAAAGUAAAAGAGAGUUUCCAAGAUAUCUCACAUAUGGUAAUGCUAUAGCUCAUUCUUCACUUUUUUGUUUCAAGACAGAUUUCUGUUGUUUAAAUUUCAUUUUAGUCCUUCCUGAAUGUUGCAUUAAUAACUAUUUGGUUAAAAUACUAUUUGUUGUUCAGUUCUAAUCCCCAUAAAAUUGAUCGUUUAAAUACGUGAACCAAAAUGAUAUUUUAUUCGAACUAUUUUAAUCUUUGGUAUAAGCUAUGAUAAAUUAGAAAUUUAUGUUCUGUUUUUAAGCCUAAAGGAUGCUUAUAAU